Closterium sp. NIES-65 is the source of this 5556-nucleotide messenger RNA. NCBI's taxonomy places the organism in Eukaryota, Viridiplantae, Streptophyta, Zygnematophyceae, Desmidiales, Closteriaceae. The record is from the annotation of a GenBank genome assembly.
AUGAGCUCGGAGACCACCGCCAAGUCCAUCAGCAACACAGCGCUCGCGUGCUUGUUCGACGCGCACUCGCUUCGAUGGCGGCUCGUGAAACUCGGACACGGAGGGCCAGACAGCAGCGCUGACAGCCAGCCAACCUGCACGUCGCGCAGCACGUUCCGUGAUGACCGCUUGGAAGAGCCGUGCUGCCCGUCGCGGGCGAUGCUGUGGACCACGGACGACCCGCCGCGCCUUGACACGGACGAUCCGCCGGGCCUUGAGACGUGCGAAUCGGCGCGCUUUGCGACGGAAGACCCACCACGCGUUGGGACCUGGGCGAGAGGUCCUGACGCUCACUCGCCCUCCGACUUGGCACCUCCGUCCUCGCCACCACCGCCUGCACUCGCAGGCGUAGCCGAGGCAGAUGUGGGAGCAGCAGCAACAGCAGCAACAGCAGCAACAGCAGCAACAGCAGCAACAGCAGCAACAGCAGCAACAGCAGCAACAGCAGCAACAGCAGCAACAGCAGCAGGAGCAGCAGCAGCAACAGCAACAGCGUCGGUAGCAGAGAGGCGGCAUGCAGCGCGAUUCCUCAGCGGCGAGCUGAUGGGCAUGGAGCAGCUGGGGCGCCUGACUCGCCGCACCUACUACCUCUGCAGCUUUGGCUGCUCCGGCCACGAUUCCGAAUCCUCCCUCUCCACCGACGAACGCCUGGAGAUCCGCCCCCUUCCGCUCCCCGCUGCCUUGCACACGCGUCUCCAGCAGCUGCUGUCGCGACACCCGCAGCACGUGGGCGCGCUUCACAUGCCCGUGACUCUCGAUCACUCCUCUCACCAGGCGUGGCAGCUUUCGGAAAUGAUGGGCUUGGCGCGCUCAUGCGUGAACCUGCGGUCGCUGCACCUUGUCUCUGAGCCGCCGAGACACGCCUCGUGCCCAUUUCACGAAGAACUGGCAAAGCCGAGGGAUUGGGGAUGGAAGAAGCACACUCAGACGGAGCAGAUGAGGCAGCUUGUAACGAGUUGUCCGCAGCUACGCUCACUGCACUUCAUCCUCUGUAGCAACAACUACCUCACAAUGAGUGAAGAAGUAGCUGCCUUGCUCUCCCGUCUCGCCCACCUCUCCCUGCCUCUCUCCGACCUCCCGCCUUACCUCCUUCCCCACCUCUCCUUCCUCCGCUCCCUCCGCCUCUCCCUCUCUGCUCCCCACCAUCCCCUCCUCCUCUCCGAUCGCCCCUUCCACUCUCUCUCCCGCCUCUCCCUCCUCCACCUCUCCCUUGGAACCCCCACCACCGGCCUUUCCGAGCCUCUCUCGCCGGACCUGUUUGCUGGGCUCGGACCGAGCCUGCGGUCCUUGACGUUCCUAGUGUGUGCGAAGAAGAAAGCAGGGUGGAGGAAAAGGCGCGGUGAGAGGGCGGAAGGAGGAGGGGAUGGGGAGGAGGAAGAGGGGGAGGGGUCAGUGGAGGAUGGGUGGGGAGGGGAGGACUCGGUGGUGGGGUGGCUGCCUGCCUCGCUGUGGUCGCUCACGCGCCUGCAGCAGCUCACCACCAACGUGGGAGGCGAGUGGCACUGCACGGGCCUCAACGCCCUCUUCUCCCCCCACGCCUCCCUCCCUCUCGAUCUCUCGUCUUCCUGCUGCUGCUCCUCCUCCUCCAGCAGCAACAAUUCGACACCCCCUCAUCAGCGCCACCAUCAGUGCCUAGCCGCUCUCUCUAACCUGACCUCUCUCUCCCUCCUCGCUCACCGCACCUUCCCUCCCUGCCUCUACUCCCUCUCCUCCCUCACUCUCCUCUCUAUCCCCCUCGCCUCCCCUCUCCUCUCCCCCACUUCUCUCGCCCUCUUCACCCACUGGCCCCGUUUGUCUCAUCUGCACGUCAAUGGUGAGGGGCCCGCCGAACCUACCUGCUGCCACACCUUAACUGCAAGUGGUCGCUCCGAACCUGCAACUGGUCACACAGAACCUCGUUUAUGCCCCGAAGCAACCCCGUCGUCAGCCUCCCUUCGCCACGUCACUCUCACGGGGACAGCUGGCGUCAUCCCAUUGGCGAUGUGGGGACGGCUGUGCCCUCAGCUGCAGUCGCUCAAAAUCCAUGGCUCGCCCCUCGUGGCCGUGCAAGGAUGGGGGGGGGCUUCGGGGGAGGCACUGGCGGAGUUGAAUGGGGAGGGCGCAUAUGGCGCAUGUGGUGCGGCAGAGACGGCAGCUGCGUGCUUGUUUCCUUUCCUUGAGGAGCUUGUGCUGCAGAAUGUGAGCCGCCAUGCGGGUUCCCACACAGAACAAGGGCACAUAGCAGCAGGUCAUGCAGGUCCGCAGCAGCAGCAGCAACAGCAGCAGACUCUCGCAUGGAUGGGCCUGCUGCCGCGCCUGACCCACUUGGCCAUCCAUGACACCCGAUGGCCUUCCCAUCCCCAAAUGCACGCAACCACCAUCCUGCCGCACCUCCUCCCCAACCUCACCUUCCUGCGGAUCCACUCCCCCCCACGUGCCCCCCUGCCCGUGCUGCCCCACCUGCGCACGCUCAUAGUGGGGUCCUACCCGCACUCCUCGCGCUUCCUCGCGUCGCUCGCCCUCUUCCCCGCCCUCACUGCCCUCCGCAUCUUCAACCUCUCCAUGCACAACUACCACUCCGCCCUCUCCUGCCCUCCCCACCUCACAUCGCUCCAAAUCUGCCACUCCCACACUCCCCUCCUCCCCGACUGCCUCCGCCUCUUCUCCUCCCUCACUCGCCUCCACCUCUUCCAGUGUACCCCGCUCCGCGCCCUCCCCUCCUUCCUCUCCUCCUUCUCCUCCCUCACCCACUUCUCCUUCAACCGUGGCUACUACCCUGUUGUGAUCCCCGUGGGGCUUGAAGGGUACCUGCAGGGGAGAGAGUGGGCGCGAGAGCAGGAGGAGGAGGGGAAGUGGAAGAGGCGAGGGAAGGAGCACCAAGGGAGGAGGCCGAAGACACCGUACGAAAUUGAGGAGGAGAGGAGGAGGAACACGAGACUGCAGAGUGUGUUUGAGGGAUCGGUGUUGAGUGAGGCGGAGAAGGAGGAGCAGAGGAAGUGGUGGCGGCAGGUGGGGAGGAAAGAGGAGGAGCAGUGGGAGUGGAGGUGGAGAGGAGAGGAUGGGGACAAGCAGCAUGAGGCAGAGCAGGGACGGGAGGUGGUGCAAGGGGUACAGGAGGUGAAGGAGAGCGCCUCACGCAAAGAUGCGAGUGACAGCUAUCAUGACUCGCUGUUGAUACCAGAGGAGGUGGCAGCAGAGAUGUUACAGCAUGGGCGGAACAGCAGCACCAGCACUCCCAGAAGCAGCAGUGCCGACAGCAAUCAGCUGGUGCAGCUGCUACCGCCGGAGGUGCUACAAGGCGUGUUGCAGCGGGUGCAGAGUCCUGUGGAGCAGGCGAGAGUGAGACUGGUACUGACAGCAGCAGCAGGUGUCAACGGUUCUCCUCUCUUCUCCUCCUCGUGGCUCCCCUCCGACUCUCCCUUCUGGGUCAUCCACUCCUCCCCCACCUGUCCCUUCUCCCUGCUCCCCUCCUCCCACCCUACCUUCACCCUCCCCCUUCCCAUCAUCCCCUCCUCCCUCUCCACCUGCUUCACCCACCAUCUAACCUCCUGGCGACCCCUCUCCCCCAUCUGGUUUGCCUCGCUCCCCUCCCCCUCCUCCCUCGCCCACACCCUCGCCCGAUACCCCAACCUCGCUACGCUCGCCCUUCCCCUCGUCUCCACCACGGCCUGCCCCCUCCGCCCCUCCCAUCUGCGCUCGCUGCUCGCUGCUGCUGCCGCUCUCCCAGCUCUCACCUCCCUCUCCUUGCUUCUGGAGCCCGGCUUCUCAGCCAACUGCGAGUGGGGCUAUGGGCGGGAGGGCUGGUUCAAGGCUGCUGGGAUGGAUCGGAAGGUGCGGCGAUGGUGGGGGGAGGCGAACCAGGAGAUGGAGAGGGGGCUGUUUGCCGUGCUGAAGAGAUGCCGGGGACUCAAGCAGCUGCACCUUCAAGGGGAGACCCUCACAGACCGCCUCAAACUCCCCGACUCUCUCUUCCUGCGCUGCCCGCAACUCACCGCUCUCUCCCUCCCUCUCUCCCGCCUCCCCUCCUCCCUCCUCCUCCUCUCGCGCCUCACCUCCCUCGCCCUCGCCCUCCCAGCAGACCCCAUGCCGCCCCGCCUCUCCCUCCCCUCCCCCUUCGCCCUCCUCCGCUCCCUCCGCUUGCUCUCCCUGCACGUGCCAAGCACCCUCAGCCGCUACUACCACCCUGAGGACGGCAGCAGCUGGAGCAGCGUCUCUGGCGACCUGCUGCUGGGUCUGCCCUCCUGCCUCUCCGCCCUCUCUCUGCACCUCCCCACCUCCACCAUGCCCUCUUCCUUCUCCUGUCUCACUUCCCUGACUCGCCUCGACACCAACCUCUGGAUUCCGGGACUUGAUGAAGCGGAGGAAGGGGUGUUAGCGGAGGAGGAAGCGGAUGAGGAGGUAGGGGAGGUUGCAGCAGAGGAAGGAAGCAACGAGGAGGAGGAGGACGUUAUCAACGGGCUUCCUGAUGCACGCGUUGCUUCUGAAAUGAUUGAAGAGAGACUGCUGCCGCUCUGCAACCUCACCUCCCUCUCUCUCUCCCACUGCCUAUUCUUCCCCCCUCUCAUUCGCCAUCUCACCCGCCUCACAUCGCUCGCCCUCCCAUCCCUCCACCUCGCACAAGGCUCCGGAGUCAACAACACCGCUCCCUGCUCUCUCCGCCACGGCCUCUCUCGCCUCACUCGCCUGCAGGACCUCUUCCUCGGUUGUGACAACGGAGCCUGCCUGCCCCGUCUGCUCCGCCUGCGUCGCCUGCGCGUGCAAUGCCCCGAUACAACUGUGCACGUCGCUUGGCUCAUCGCACACGUGGCACCAUCCCUGGAGCAGCUUGACAUAAGAGCCGACUACCUCAAUUACACCUCGGCAGAUCUUUGCACGGAUAGCUGGUGCAGAAACGGCGACGAAUGGAGGGCGCCUGUGUUUCACAAGCUCAAGGUGCUGCAGCUGGUGACGUCAGGCCCCGCUUCCAAUGUCGACAUGUCGCUCUUCCCUGCCCUGGAGCACAUGGCUCUCUCUGGCAGCCGGUAUGUGGCCUGGAAGGUGGAGAGUGGCUUCUCUGCCAACCUCCGCUUCCUGCACUUGGACCGUGCAAAGCUAUCGGGAUAUGACAGUGACCGUCACCUGACGCAGCUGACGGCGCUCACCACUCUGGUGGUGGACAAUGCUGACUGCCGGGACUUCCUUGCAUGUCUCUCCUGCUUCUCCUCCCUGCACACCCUCCGCCUCUCCAACAUCACCAGAGGCUGCUCCCAGCCCUAUCUCACGUGCCCGCCUCGCCUCGCCACGCUUCAGAUCUGCCGCUGCGACCUGCCGCACCUCCCAUCCUCACUGGUGAAAUUCUCCCGCCUCACUCGUCUCGACCUCCUCCACUGGCGCCGCUUGCACUCUCUCCCGCCUUUCCUCUCCGCCUUCACAUCGCUCCGCCACUUCAGAGUCACCUCCGAUGGCCCCAUGCCCCACGUGCCCCCUUGCCUGAAUGACCUUCUCAAGGGCAGGAAAUGGUAUGAGCAUUCGCCUUGUGAUGGGAGCUUUGAGAGUUGA